UCUGUCUUUCCUCUUCACCAUCAUCAUCAUCAUCAUCAUCAUCGUCAUCAACAACUCGUUCAUCAUCAUCAUCAGUCACCACCACCAAUGGAAUUCCCCAAACGAAACCUCCUUUUCCUCGAAUCAAUUCACCAUCAUCAUCACCAUCUCUGUAUUUUGCUUUAAUUCCCUCUUUCUAUCGUUGUGAUUUUUUUUUUCCAGUAAUAGAAACCCUAAUUACACCGACCGACUUUGUCCUCUUGUCUGGCCCAUUACUCUGCUUUUGCUUUUUUCGUUUUUCCCGGGAAAAUUGAUCCCUUUUCCUCCUUUCGUCAUUAUUAGUAGGCAAUCACUCAUCUUUUAGUUUUUUUUUCUUUCUUCUCUCCCUCACCAUCUCCGAGUAAACCCUAGAAUCAAUCUACCCCCUUCUGGAUUUCAAGCUUAAUCAUUGUAAUUACGUCUAGGGUUUACUCGGUCUCCACUUAAAGUUUGAUCCUUUGUUCUAUAAAGUUUCCAUUUUUAUUUUGAUUCUUCUCUCUCUCUCUCUCUCUGUCUCAUGGCGUAUCAACCGGUUCCGGGUUCUGGGUUUCACUACUUGAACUCGCCGUUCGGAGAUACGACGUUAACUAAGGUUUUCGUCGGUGGCCUCGCUUGGGAGACUCAGAGUGAAGCCCUUCGUCGCCAUUUCGAGCAGUACGGUGAUAUCCUUGAGGCCGUCGUCAUUGCUGAUAAGAACACCGGCCGAUCCAAAGGAUACGGCUUUGUGACUUUUAGAGAUCCAGAAGCUGCUAGGAGAGCUUGUGCUGACCCAACUCCUGUUAUAGAUGGUAGACGUGCGAACUGUAAUCUUGCUUCCCUUGGUAGACCUCGGCCUCCGUUGCCCUAUGCAUUGAUACCUAACAUCCCUGGAAGCUUAAGACCUGCUUCCCCCUACAUUGGAAACGUGCAGGGCCCUCGUGGUUCACCUUUUGGAAGUUAUCCUUAUCAGCAACCACUUCCAUAUAACUACCAGCAAGGACUUGUUUAUCCUUAUGGGGUGGCUGCAUAUGGACCUGAGUACAUGUACUCACAGUCACAGGGGUUGUAUGGUCCAUACAUGGGUCAGCAGUAUCUUCAGGUCUACGGAGUACCUGGGGCAGUUAACACACCAGUUUAUCAAUACGGACAAUUUAAUCAGACUGUUCCCAGUGGCCAGAGCUAUACAGCACUUCAAGGAUAUUCAGUUCCAGGAAGCCAUGUUCUGCAACUUGGUGGACCCACUGUUAGUGCCAUGACCACUUCAUCCAUGCCUGCUCUUCAAGCUCCAUACCCUCCAGGCCCUGCUCCAGCACAGUCACAUAUCAUUGUUCAUCCCCCUCAGUUUAUGCAGAGUAGCAGUUCUGACCAAACAACAAGCUAUCCUUGAAGACUGAGGAGAAAGGAGGAGCCAGCGAAAAUUGCUAUUUCAAUGGUGGCAGCAGCAGAAGCUUCCUGUUUGUUUUAAGUCGUCAAGUUAUUUAUCUUGCAUCUGAAAGGUUAUAUAAAAUAGUCUUGCUCACUGGAAGGGCGCAGAAAGAAAAAGGAAAGUGGGAGUCUCAGGGUUUGUGGCUUCAGUUUUCUUACUCAUCCAUCAAUGUGCAAAGAUCUGCUGGCUCAAGCUGGAGUUGAGUUUGCAGCCUUGCAGGAAUGACAACGGUUUUCCCUAGGAGGGGUAACCGUUGGUAAUAAGUUGGUGUACUAUAUAGUAGACACACAUACACAAAGCAUAUACAUACUAGAAUCAAAAUCUGAUUCUUUUUGUUAGUCUUAAGUCGUAAUACUCACUACACUUUCUUCAGGUACAGGAGUGUAGUGAGUAAACAUUCAUAGGUAUAUUUGUCCCAAGUCCUGCAUUGUGUAAGUAAAGCAUGUUUAUAUAUCCUUUAGUUGUGUAGGGUUUGUCUGUUUCUUCCAUUGUCUGAACACACCGAUGAAUGAUUGUUAUCCAAAGCUUACUUGAAAGUAUGGAGUCAGUUUUU
Messenger RNA from Brassica oleracea var. oleracea, 1976 nucleotides. Its product is annotated as RNA-binding protein 24-B. The coding region runs from base 536 to 1384 and encodes 282 amino acids. The record is from RefSeq and is a predicted model, not a curated record. The transcript is spliced from 7 exons. Gene Ontology annotation, molecular function: RNA binding. NCBI's taxonomy places the organism in Eukaryota, Viridiplantae, Streptophyta, Magnoliopsida, Brassicales, Brassicaceae.